This is a messenger RNA of Aspergillus japonicus CBS 114.51, 879 nucleotides long. RefSeq names its product beta-ketoacyl reductase. Gene Ontology annotation, molecular function: fatty acid synthase activity; phosphopantetheine binding. Gene Ontology annotation, biological process: secondary metabolite biosynthetic process; fatty acid biosynthetic process. The record is from RefSeq and is a predicted model, not a curated record. The transcript is spliced from 2 exons. Lineage: Eukaryota; Fungi; Ascomycota; Eurotiomycetes; Eurotiales; Aspergillaceae. The coding region runs from base 1 to 879 and encodes 292 amino acids.
AUGGUUCUCCGCAGCAAGGUCUUUAGCAACACGACCUACCGCGAUUGGACCGAGGCCGCCGCGUGCAAGGCGGCCGGCAGCUGGAACCUGCACCGCCUAUUGCCGAGGGGAAUGGACUUUUUUAUUCUGUACUCGUCCAUCUCGGGGUCCCUCGGUGGCACGGCCACGGUCAACUACUCGGCGGCGUGUGCGUACCAGGACGCCCUGGCGCACUACCGCAAUGCGAUCGGCGAGCGCACCACCACGCUCAAUCUGGGCGUGAUGCUGGACGACGGCGCCCUGCGCGACCGUGACAACGUCCGGAUGGCUCUGAUGGGCACGGGCUACCUGCUGGGGAUCACGCAGCAAGAAAUGUUCGCGCUGCUGGAGUACCACUGCGAUCCGACGGUGACCUCGUCGAUCCCGACCACGCCCCUGCGGUCGCAGGUCGUGGUGGGCAUUAAUACGCCCCGCAAUCUCAUCGCCCAGGGCAUCGAGGUCCCCAGCAUGAUGCACCGCCCGCUGUUCGGCGGCAGCUGGAACAUCCCGGACGCCAAUGCGGUUUCCACCAACGAUGACCGCCCCCCGGAGAUCGUCGACCGGUUGAUCGAGUGCAAGUCCCUGGAUCAGGCCGCGGCCGUCAUCUCUGACUGUCUGAUGCAGCGCCUCAGCACCGCCCUGGGCGUGCCCCUACAGAAUCUGGACGUCGGCAGAUUGCUGAAUGUCUACGGCGUCGACUCGCUCAUGGCGGUCGAGCUGCGCAACUGGUUCAAGCUCAAGCUCGACGCCGACGUUGCCGUCUUCGAGAUCUUGGGGAAUGUCACCUUCAGGGAGAUCGUGAGGCUGGUCGCCGGGAAGAGUUCGAUGGUGGCUACCAUGUUGACGAAUGGCGCUGCGUAG